CCACACCAAUGGAAGUUUGGAUAUUUAUUACCUUUAAUCUCCUUUUGUCAGGAGUUUGCAUGUGCAUGGAAAGACAAAACACACUCCAACAACUCAUUACUCAAUUAGAAAAACUGGGUGAUGUAGAAAGAAACGAAAUGGGAGAGGCCGGAAGUCGAACAAAGGCAACACCCGAAUCCAGUAUUCAACGAAUGAACAGCGAAUACGGGGAAGACCAACCUGAGCGUCAGAAAGAAGGAGGGGAUUAUGAGAGCGCUCUGAGAGUCCUCCGGAAGUUGAUGGUGCACAACAAACGGGACCACGUGAUACCCGCUGUGGACCUGAGUCAUUUCUCGUGUACCCAGGAAUAUUACGGAUUGAGGCAUAUUGUGGAUAAUUUGGCCAAGAAGUACUGUGUUGUGAAGAACGAUCAUGUACACGACAACAUGGACGGAUUUUGAUACUAGGAUUAACUGCGGAUUUUGAUACUAGGAUUAACUGCGGAUUUUGAUACUAGGAUUAACUGCGGAUUUUGAUACUAGGAGUAACUGUUGAGAUGAGAAAUCCCUUAAAUGACUAAAUCUAUCAAAUGAAAGAGAAAUUCAGGACAUAUUAAUGUGUUUUGGAAAUACCUCAUAUCUUUUAAGCCUAUUCUGGAGAGUUUCAAAAUAAAGUAUUUGAGUCUCUACAGCUUCUAGAAUAAGAGUUUUAAAAUUGAUACGGUUUAUCAAACCCUCUCCAAAAUCCAUUCAAUUUAACUUCCGGGUUGAUUGACAUCCGGGGACUAUGGAAUGAUAAAAUGUAAAGAACAACAAAAGAGAGAUACGUGUAGAAUCAUUUCAGGAUCACCAUGAUUGCUCCGAACCAGUGACUCGCCCAUACAUCAUUUCAUUUGGUCAACAAUGCAUUUUCCAAAUUAAUGCAUACUUUGAAAUGGGUGCACGCAGAGCAAUUGAAUUAAUGAUUAAUUGAUGACGUAUUUUAAUCAGUGGUCAAUCACGGUGACCGUGGAAUGAUUAUCGAUUUCCUGGAAAUCAGAAUAAGGAUAUUGCACUGACUUUUAUUUCAACAACAACAAUCAACGAUGUAAAUGAUGAAUAAAUCUACAAAUGACGAGGAAAAUCCCUGUAACAACGCUUCAAUGUUUAGAUUAGCAAUACAAAAUUAAAACUGUACAAACUGCUA
Ostrea edulis (European flat oyster) is the source of this 1164-nucleotide messenger RNA. RefSeq lists its product as uncharacterized. The coding region runs from base 9 to 440 and encodes 143 amino acids. Lineage: Eukaryota; Metazoa; Mollusca; Bivalvia; Ostreida; Ostreidae. The record is from RefSeq and is a predicted model, not a curated record. The transcript is spliced from 4 exons.